Actinia tenebrosa (Australian red waratah sea anemone) is the source of this 11316-nucleotide messenger RNA. RefSeq lists its product as uncharacterized. Gene Ontology annotation, cellular component: nuclear RNA-directed RNA polymerase complex; nucleus. Lineage: Eukaryota; Metazoa; Cnidaria; Anthozoa; Actiniaria; Actiniidae. The record is from RefSeq and is a predicted model, not a curated record. Gene Ontology annotation, biological process: regulatory ncRNA-mediated heterochromatin formation. Gene Ontology annotation, molecular function: helicase activity; zinc ion binding.
AUGAUGCAAGAGCCAGAGAAAAAAGAGCAGCCCAAAUCUGACUCGACAGGAAAGGUUGCUAGGCAACCUCGAAAUACUUCACUUUAUUUCGAAAAAGGGAAGUUCAACUUCAUUGCAAUUAAUGCUUUAUCAUCAUCAGAAAUCCAAAAUAUCUUAGCCUAUCAUGCUCGAAGUCUAAAGAGGAUUGUUAACUCAGAGAAUGAAGAAAGUGAAAGCAUGAAAGACGUUAUUGACCUUCUCAGAGCCUUGGCACUUGCUUGCGAAGCGGGUAAAUCAGAAAGUUUGAGCAAAAUCCUUUCAGCAAUUAGAGGUUCUAAAUUUCUCAGCCAUGACCUACCAAACAUUCUCCGGCAAAUGCAGCAGCAAGAAGAAGAAGAAGAAGGUAUAAAUGACCAAGAUAAAAAUCAAGUGAUUGCUGACAUGAUAAACCUUUACCAGACGUUCCUCUCAUCUCUACCAAGUGCUUAUUCCGACCUUCCGCUGGACGAAGUGCAAAGGUAUUUGAAGAAAAUAACAGUCCAUGGAAAAUCAGAGAUUGAACAGAAACUAGAUGCUUUGAAGAAAGAACGAGACGAAUAUAUUCACGACAUGAGAGCUAAAAGUGCAAAACCUUGUAAGCAGGCGAGCACGAAUAAGGAACCACCAAACGACUUCCGAGAACUCCAAAUUUGCCCCACCGUUCAAGAAUUGGCUUCAGAUGAAAAGCCCUUUCUUCGGGCAAAUGUCAAGAAGGGUAGUUACGAGGGUGUGGAACACUAUCUUGAUGUUCAGUUCAGACUUUACAGAGAAGAUUUUAUCACGCCUUUAAGAGAGGGAAUUCGAGAGAUCGUCAAGAAAAUCCCAAGAGCCGAGAGAGACCAAAAUAUCAAAACCUACGACAAAGUACAAAUAAAGAAAAAGAAAUAUUCCAGAAACGGUAUCAUCUACACGCUGCACUUCGAUGUAUCGAGGUUUAAAACUACGCGAUGGGAAAGUUCAAGAAGGCUGAUAUUUGGAUCCUUUCUCUGUCUCUCAAAAGAUAACUUUGCAAAUAUUAUAUUUGCAACUGUUGCCAAUCGAGAUCCAAAGGAUUUAGCAAAAGGCUUUCUGGAUGUAAGCUUUGUCGAAGGCCAAAAUGUUCAUGGAAUCGAACUUCGGAAAGCUGAUCAAUACGUCAUGGCUGAAUCCCCUGCAUAUUUUGAAGCUUACCGCCAUGUUUUAACUGCCUUGCAGAGCAUGCAUGAAGAAUGUCUUCCCUUCCAGAAAUAUCUYGUKGAGUGUAGUAAAGAUGUUGAUGCGCCUGCGUAUUUGAGAGAUAASRAGGAACCAGUKARGUAUGACCUCAGGGAMGCCYURGAMGUACCYCACGUACAAGAAGCCGCUGAUGUUGCUUUGUUACAGCCUGAUCAAUGGCCYRACGUCAGUCACCUCCCACUGAAUGAUUCCCAGUACGAGGCKCUAAGAACUGCCUUGACCAAAGAAUUCUCUGUAAUCCAGGGACCACCUGGGACAGGAAAGACCUACGUGGGACUGAAAAUCGCCCGCUGUCUCUUGACCAAUAGUCAUGCGUGGAAUCCAACACAGGACUCACCUAUCYUAAUGGUGUGYUUCACUAAUCACGCCCUGGAUCAGUUCCUGGAAGGUAUUCUUGAUUUCAUGCCGAAAGGAAUCAUCAGAGUUGGUUCACGCUGCAAAAGUGAAAGGCUGGAAAAGUGCAACUUAAAGAAUGACGUAAACAUAGGAUUUUCACAGCGUUUGGCUAAUAGGAUAAAACUUGAAAAGCAACAAGGACGGAUCGAAUCUACCAAGAAGGCCUUUGAAAAGUUAGAAACAAAUGAUGACAUCAUUGAUUUAAAAUCUCUAGAAGACAGCAACUGUAUUACCAGUGGGCAUUUGGAUAAUCUAUAUUACUCUAAUCUCUAUGACGAUCAAUGCCAAACUUUGCAGGACGUAUUUGAGUCAUGGAUUUGCAAUAAGUCAAACACAAGGUUGAAAAUUGACGACAGCGAAGUAACACCUGAGUUUAAACCAGGCUGCCCAGUGCCGAGCCAGAUGCAACCAGAAGUAGAAGAGGUACAAAACGAUGAAGAACGAACCGCUGCUGACGAACAAGGAUGGGGAGAAGCUGAUUUUUAUACGCAACCAAUACCUGAUGCUGGAGAAGAAUUGGAAAGUUCAGAGGACAGUGAUGACAUGGAUAAUAUUGAUGAUAAUAUAGAACAUCCAAAAGAUAAUCCAGGUGUGCUCAAAUGCGUAAGCACGCCUCAAACACCCAAUGACGAUGAGAAAUGUCAAGAAAAUCAAGGUUCAAGUGUUCAAGAGAAGACUAAUCAAACUUCUGUUAAUGGUUCCUUAACGAACAACAACGUAACUUCCCAAGAAGUCCUUGGUGAUAUAACGGCUCCUCAAGAUUUUGAAGAGAGAGAAGACGAUGACCAAGGUUGGACAGAGGUAAAAGGAAAAAAGAAAACUGUGGAUAAGUCACUGACAGAACCAACGGCAUCAAGAGAGAUUGAAAGUCAAGGGCCCCCUACACAACAAACAGAGGUUGCAAUUGGAUUGGAAAGCAAGGCAGAUGGUAGUGACGAGGCGUUAGAGACCAUCGAUAUCCAGCAAGAAUUGCUACACUUCGAGCAAUCACGGCACCUCGUAGGCGACGAAGACCGCUUUCUACCAAUCACCACAGAGUUCAGUUUCAGUGACCUAGAUGAUGAGAACAGAGUUCAAGAAGCUGAAAAAGAAAAUGUUGAAACAAACACGGUCAAGGUUAUCAAACGAGACGCAGUCAUUUCACGAGAAUUAUUCGAUCCAUCGACGAUCAACAAGAUUCUUGAAGAUCAGACUUCGGACAUGAAAGUAGAGAAGGAAAUGCACACCCAAACGGAACCUAAUGGGAGAGAGGCAAGUACAGCAAACCAUUUUGACAUUGAUCAAAAUAAAGGAAACAAGAAGAAAGAGAAAACCAAGAAUAAAACAAACAAGGCUACGCCUGUUGAACUACGAGAUGCCAAGACGAGGAUGAAAAGCCUUACAAAGAUGAGGGACGAGGAAAUUGAAGGUAUCGAAGACAUCUGGAAUCUUUCUCGCGAUGAACGCCUUCGUUUGUACCUGACUUGGAUGGAAUUGUUGCAAGAGUAUUAUAGACAAAAAAUAAUACAAGAAGAACAAGCAUAUGAUGGAGCGUGUAAAGAGAUCGAUAACAAUCGUAUGACAGUGGAAGAAGAGAUCUUAAAGAAAGCUAAAGUCAUCGGGAUGACAACUACUGGUGCAGCCAGAUAUCACUCAGUGCUUCAGAGAAUAAAGCCUCGGAUUGUCAUCAUCGAGGAAGCCGCUGAAGUCUUAGAGGCACAUAUAAUAACGUCAUUAGCACGUGACACUGAACAGGUCAUUCUGAUUGGCGACCACAAGCAGCUUCGACCAAAGCCAACGAUGUAUAAACUUGCAAUAAAGUACAACUUGGAGAUAUCUUUGUUUGAACGGAUGGUCUUGAACAAGAUGGACUGCAAGAUGCUGUCGAUACAGCACAGAAUGCGCCCUGAGAUUGCACAGCUGACAAAACGUAUUUACGAAGAUAAAAUCGAUGAUCACGCUUCUGUUACUGAGUUUGAAGACAUUCGUGGUAUGAAGACUAAUUUGUUCUUUCUUGACCACCGCCAAGAAGAAUCCUUCCAUGGUGGUCUCCAAAGCUUCUCAAAUAAACACGAAGCUGAAAUGAUGGUAGCUUUGUGUAGGUAUCUGCUACAGCAAGAGUACAAGCCCAGUCAGAUUACUAUUUUGACCAUGUACACGGGACAGCUUCUUGCAUUUAAAGAUAAAAUGCCACGGAAAGAAUUCCAAGGUGUUAGAGUAACAGUUGUUGACAACUUCCAAGGAGAAGAGAAUGACAUCAUUCUUCUUUCUCUUGUGAGAAGCAAUACGACUGAUAGCAUUGGAUUCCUCAAGGAGUCAAAUAGAAUCUGCGUUGCUUUGUCAAGAGCCCGUAAAGGUUUCUAUUGCAUCGGCAACUUUGCUCUUCUUUCCAAAGACCGCCUCUGGAAAGAUAUAUGUGAGGAACUAAAGAAGAAGGAUGCACUCAGUGACACAAUGCCACUGGCCUGUACAAUACACAGGAACAUUACUUUAGUAAGUAAGGCAAGUGAUUUCAUGAAAGUACCCCUCGGUGGAUGUGGAAGUCCUUGUGACUUGCGUUUACCUUGUGGUCAUUGCUGUCAACAAAAAUGCCAUGGAACCGACCCUGAGCACACGAGUAGCCGAAAAUGCCAAAGAGCGUGUUCCACGCUAUGCCCUGAAGAAACGCAUCGAUGCCAAUUAAGAUGUCAUCACCCUAAAGAGUGUGAUUUCUGCCCUGUUCCAGUGCCCAAAGUUUUCCCCGAAUGUGGCCAUGAAGUUAUGGUUGCUUGUGGAUUGGACCCCAAGACACAGAUUUGUGAUCACCUAGAAAACAAAACUCUCGUUUGUGGACACCAAAUAAACGUUCCUUGCUUCAUUAAUCCACUGAAAAGUUUGAAAAUACAGUAUUUUGAAAUAAGAAGUGAGAUUCGGGAGUUGGAAUGUGCAAGACGUACACGUAGGAAUUAUGCCUUUCGACGAUUUCAAGAAGACAAAGAAGCAGACGAAGACAAUGCGAAAUUACAUAUACUUCGUUGUAAACUAUCGAUGAUUUCAAAGCAUGGAGAGUUCUAUGAAAGCACAUUAUUGUGCGAGGAAAAAUGCCACUCGUUGUGUAAAAGAGGGAUGCACUUCUGCGAGAUGACAUGCCAUUACGGACAAAAAUGUGUACCAUGCAAAGUUGUAAUUGAAAACGAGAUCCCCAGGUGUGGUCACAGGGUCCAAGCAGCUUGUGGUAUCAAUUUUGAAACUUUAGUUUGUCAAGAGGUCUGCAGAAAGUUCCUUGAGUGUGGGCAUCCAUGCAAGGAAAAAUGCAUAGUUGACUGCACUACUUACCAAUGUCAAGUGCAGUGUCCAAAUAAAUGUGAAAAUAACCACCCUUGUCGGGAUACUUGUCAUUUUGGCAGGCCAUGUGGUGCCUGCAUGGUGAUCAUUGAAAAAGUCCUUCCUAACUGUAACCAUACCGCUCGUAGUGAGUGCCAUGUUGAAGCCUCCACUAUACCUUGCUUGAUGCCAUGUGAGAGGACCAGGAGUUGUGGACAUCCUUGUAAGAAGAAAUGCUGCGACCCAUGUAACACUUCUAAGUGUAAGAUAAAGCAGCUGAGAACUCUCCCAUGUAAACACGUAAAGUGGUUGAAGUGCAGCAUGGAUCCUUCUGAAUAUCUUUGCAAAGAAGAAGUGACAAAAGAACUGCCUUGCGGUCACAAGAUCCAAAUGGAGUGCAAUAUGGAUCCAUCCCAACUGGAAUAUGUUUGCAAAGAAGAAGUGACAAACGAACUACCGUGUCAUCACAAGUUGCAAAUGCAGUGCAACAUGGAUCCAACUAAAUAUCUUUGCAAAGAAGAAGUGACAAAAGAACUACCUUGCGGUCACAAGAUCCAAAUGGAGUGCAAUAUGGAUCCAUCCCAACUAGAAUAUGUUUGCGAAGAAGAAGUGACAAAAGAACUACCGUGUCAUCACAAGUUGCAAAUGCAGUGCAACAUGGAUCCAUCUAAAUAUCUUUGCAAAGAAGAAGUGACAAAAGAACUACCUUGCUGUCACAAGAUCCAAAUGCAGUGCAAUAUGGAUCCAUCCAAAUAUCUUUGUCAACAAGAAAUAACAAUGGAGCUACCAUGUGGUCACAAGAUCCAAAUGCAAUGCAAUAUGGAUCCAUCAAAAUACCUUUGUCAACAAGAAAUUACAAAGGAGCUACCAUGUGGUCACAAGACUCAAAUGCAGUGCAACAUGGAUCCAUCAAAAUACCUUUGUCAACAAGAAAUUACAAAGGAGCUACCAUGUGGUCACAAGACCCAAAUGCAGUGCAAUAUGGAUCCAUCCAAAUAUCUUUGCAAAGAAGAGGUAACAAAGCAAUUGACGUGUGGUCAUGACAACCAAAUGCCCUGUGAUUUCAGCUCAAAUGAUUUCCAGUGCAAAACAUUCGUAAGGAAAGAGCUGAAAUGUGGCCACAUCAAGGAGAUAUUGUGUUCCACACUCUCGAAUGCAACAGAAACAAUAGUUUGUGAUGAAAUUGUUGAGAAAACACUUCCAUGUCAACAUAAUGCAAAGGUACCGUGCUUCAAAGAAACCAAAGAUGUCGUGUGUACGAAAUUAGUUGAAAGAGAGCUUUCAUGUCACCAUCUAAAGAAAGUGAGAUGCCAUGAAAAAAAUAAUGAUAAUAAAUGCCAAGAAGAAGUACUCAAAACACUACCGUGUAGCCAUGUAAAGCAAAUGGCUUGUUAUGAAAACGCUGAUGACCCAAAUGUGCAGUGCAAUACUGUCGUAACGAAGAUACUCGAAUGCGGCCAUGAAAUUGAAGCACCUUGUUAUGUGGACAUUCAAACAAUCCCUUGUGAUAAGCUCACAGUUAAGGGUCUUCCUUGUGGAAAUGAUGUGAAAGCACUUCAUGAUGAUGUCGGUGUAAUUUCUAGUGCAGCGGAAACGAACAACCAACCUUUCAUUGACCAAGAAGACGAAGACGAACUACCCAGAAACAAUGACGCUGCUAUCCUCUCGUCUGAUCAACACACUACGGUAAACGAUGUUCUCCACCUUACAGCAAAGGGUCUUCCUCACCAAGAUAAUGUAGAAGCAAAUCAUGGUAGUCGUAUCAGUACAAUCUCUUGUAAAGAAGUCACAAACAACCAACCUUCUAGUGACCAUAAAGAGGAAACACCCAGAAACGAAGACGCUGCUAGACUCUCGCCUGAUAAAUGCACUUCGGUAAACAAUUUUCUUCAGAUUAAAGAAAAGGAUCUUAAUCGCGGGGAUGAUGUGCAAGCAUCUCAUGGUAGCCGUGCCAGUGCAAUCUCUAGUAAAGAGGUCACGAAAAACCAACCUUCCAAUGACCAUGAAGAUGAAACACCCAGAAACGAUGACGCUGCUACCCUCUCGUCUGAUAAACAUACUACGAUAAACAAUUUUCUCCAGCUUACAGCGAAGGGUCUUCCUCGCGAAGAUGAUGUAGAAGCACCUCAUGGUAGUCAUGUCAGUGCAAUCUCUCGUAAAGAGAUCACGAAGAAGCAGCCUUUUAGCGACCAUGAAGAUGAAAUAACCAGCAAUGUAGAAGUCGUUACACUUUCGUCUGAUAAAAACCCUCCGGUAAACAACUUUCUCCAACUUACAGCAAAGGGUCUUCCUCGCGAGGAUGAUGUGAAAGUACCUCAUGGACGUCCUGUCAGUGCAAUCUCUUGUGAAGAGGUCAAGAAGAAGCAGCCUUCCAGCGACCAUGGAUAUCAAAUAACCAGCAAUGUAGAAGUCGUUACACUCUCGUCCGAUAAAACCCCUACGGUAAACGAUUUUCCCCAGCUUACAGCGAAGGGUCUUCCUUGCGAAGAUGGUGUAGAAGCACCUCACGGUAGUCAUGGCAGUGCAAUCUCUCGUAAAGAGAUCACAAAGAAGCAGCCUUCCAGCGACCAUGAAGAUGAAAUAACCAGCAAUGUAGAAGUCGUUACAGCGAAGGGUCUUCCUUGCGAAGAUGGUGUAGACGCACCUCGCGGUAGUCAUGGCAGUGCAAUCUCUCGUAAAGAGAUCACGAAGAAGCAGCCUUCCAGCGACCAUGAAGAUGAAAUAACCAGCAAUGUAGACGUCGUUACACUCUCGUCCGACAAAAACCCUACGGUAAACGAUUUUCUCCAACUUACAGCAAAGGAUCUUCCUCACGAGGAUGAUGUGGAAGCACCUCAUGGACGUCGUGUCAGUGCAAUCUCUUGUAAAGAGGUCACGAAAAACCAACCUUCCAAUGACCAUGAAGAUGAAAAACCCAGGAAAGAUGACGCUGCUACCCUCUCGUCUGAUAAACACGCUACGGUAAACGAUUUUCUCCAACUUACACCAAAGGGUCUUACUCGCGAAGAUGAUGUAGAACCACGGAUCACGAAAAAACAGCCUUCCAGUGGCCAUGAAGAUGAAAUACCCAGCAAUGUAGACAUCAUUACACUUUCGUCUGAUAAGCGGACGGUGGCAAACGAUAUUUUUCUAAAUGACAACAAACUUGGAGAACCCUUACAGGAAGACAUUUCUUUCAACAAGCAGUCGAAGCAUUAUCAGGGAAGCCAAUUGCGAGGAACACCAUGCAAUGUAAAUCGAAAUACAGUGCUGUAUGAUAAGGAAGGGAUCAAACAACUGUCAUGUGGCCAUCAAUACCCGAUGUCCUCCAAUGAGGAUUCAAGUAAAAUCUACUGUAGUAGACUGAUAAAAAAAGAACUGCCUUGCGGCCAUGAAGUAGAAGUAUUCUGCAACGAUGACGUCAACGCAAUAUCAUGUCAUGUACUCAUGAAAAAGAAGCUUUCCUGUGGACAUGAAGUUGAAGUUCCCUGCAAUGUUGAUGUUAAUACGAUUUUGUGUGUCGUACCAGCAAGAAAGAGGCUUCAGUGUGGUCAUAUGAAAGAGUUACCAUGCAGUGCAAACAUUACUACUGUGUAUUGUGAUAUACCUGUGGUCAAGCAAUUGCCUUGUGAUCAUGAAAUUGAGCUGCCCUCCCACAAGACCCAGGAAGAGUAUAUCUGUCAACGGCCAUGUGAGAGACUUCUUCCAUGCAAUCACCAAUGCAAGCAGAGAUGCUCUGAAAAGUGUGACCCAAAGCUUUGCACAGAACCUACAAGCAAGAAAGUACCUUGUCCAAGCAAGCACAAAAUAACCGUUCCUUGCAACGUGAAAGUUCAAGAGACAUAUGUUUGCAACAGAGAAGUGACCAAACCUCUUAUCUGUGGUCACCUAUGGAAAGGAGAGUGCAGUAAAAGCACUUUGCCGUUUCGCUGUGAGGUAAUGGAAUCUCGUGUUCUUGCCUGUCCUGCUAAACAUCGGGUAAAUCUGGCGUGCUACGUAGAUGUCAGGAAAAUACCUUGUAACGAAAAGUGCUCCAAAACACUUCGCUGUGGCCAUCCUUGUACGUUAUAUUGUGACGAACCUUGUAAUCCUAGAAAAUGCAAUGAACGUGUUCCAAAGACAUUUAAGGAGUGUGGUCACACAAAAUGGCUGCCUUGCGGAAUAUUCUACAGAGCAAUUUGUCUGUACGAAUGUCGUCGACCUCUAAAAGGUUGUGGUCAUCCCUGUCGAGGUGUAUGUGGUAAACCAUGCAACAAGCCGUGUCUUUAUGAAGUACUCAAAACACUACCAUGUGGCCACAAACUGAAAAUGAAAUGCUGUGAUCCAGUGGAAUAUGUACGAUGUCCUUUACCUUGCACUGAAAAACUAGAUUGUGGACAUAUCUGUACAGGGAACUGUUUGACUUGUAAAGAGAAAGGAGAGCAUGAACUGUGUCCACUGCCUUGUGGACGUACUCUCUUGUGCUCUCAUCGCUGCAAUGACUACUGCUCAGAUCCUUGUCCCCGUUGUGACCGAGAAUGUCGUGGAUGGUGCCCGCAUGGCAGGUGUCAAGGAAACUGUAGUGAAACUUGUGAACCGUGCAACAUGCCAUGUGCCAAUACAUGCCCUCAUCUUACAUGCAACAACUUGUGCCAUGAGUUGUGUGACCAUAAUAAUCCAUGCAAUCAGCCUUGCCAUAAAAUGCAUUGGGUUGUGUGGAGAAUCCUGUCCAACCUUGUGCUACGUGUGUACGCCGGAGAAAGUGGCGGCUGUUUCACCAAACAGGCAGAGAAACAAAAAAUUAAGAUUCAUCCAGCUCAAGGAAUGUGGCCAUGUCAUCGAGGUUAAUCGUAUGGAUGACUGGAUGGAAGAGCAUCUUGACACAGCAACAAAUGGCCAAGCCCAGCCUCAUCGCUGUCCCAUAUGCUCUGUACCAAUCUAUUUCAGUUUCCGUUAUUGCAACAUCGUCCGAGAGGCUUUACAAAGGAUGUUUGAAUCUGACUAUUUCAAAGAAGCAAGGGCAUAUCCGCGACCCCAUACCACUGUUAGAUUUAAUCACAGAAAGAAAUCACGUUUUGCCAACGCAAGGUCUUCGUAUAAUUUUCAUUAGAUGUAGGUAGGGUAUAGGAACACAUCAGGACUUUCCAAUAAGUUACACAAUAAACCAAAAGUACGAGCGAGAAAAAUUAUGUAAUGUGCUCAUACCAAUGGUAGAGAACGAAGACUACAUCACAGAAAGAAAUCACGUUUUCUCAACAAAAGACCUUAGUAACAAAAUCAUGACGCUCCCGAAUAGCUAGCUAAUGGUAAACUAAAAGUAUGAUGAAGAAUGAUGAGGUGAGAUCAGCAUUCCAAGCAACAACAAAAAACUUUAAUUUUUCUUACUUAAGAUUUCAGUGCGAUACAAAAGGUUAGUUCUUUAGAUUUACUUAGUUUAAAUCGAAAAGAAUUAGAUAAGAAGAGAUGAUCUGUUAACAGCCAUUCUAUUCUCUCUAGAGUCAGUGGAGUUGGUUUUUCAGGGUGGGCAAAAACGCCAAACAUCUAAAAAUCAGAAAAAAUAAACAAAAAAUCGUGAACGCUGACCUUUGUUUAGUAACCAAGAUACAAGAACGUUCAAACUGAAAUGGAAAAUUAGUUAAACAAUAUCGAUUUCAGAUGCUUCUUUUGCCACCGUAUUUGUUCCAGUGCUGGAUGGGUGGGGAAUGGGGACAAGUUUUUUAAAAAGUGGACUGACUCUGGAGAAAGUGGGACUGUCAACAGUCUAAGAUACUAUUCACACUACACUAACUAGCUAUCAUACUGUCUUUCUCUUACCCUACUUAGUGGUUCUAAUGCACCUUGUAUGUACCCAGCUUGUAAGUCUGUGUUCACUGCUGCCGUAUUUCUGCAAAGAAAACUAACAUGUUAAACUUCCAAUGUUGAAGGCCUUUUUAAAAAAAAAGUAAAUAUCCUUUUAACACACUAUAUCAAUGAAAGAUUAUUAUAUACUAUAACUAGUUAGUAAUAAGUAAUAAGUUAAGGAUACAUGACACAAUUUUGCUUCAAGAUAUACAUUUUUUUUAAACAGGCUUUAUUAUUCAAGUGUAAAAUCUUCAAUUUUUUGAAAAAAUUAAGUUCAAAAGUAUUUUAGAAAGGGAAAUAUUAAAAAAAAGCAUUUUCAAUAGUCUACAUUAGGUGUUGCCUCAUUGACAGGAGCUGUCGCUCAUGAGAUAUUUGCCAUUUUUUAAAGAAUUCGCCUUAAAACACAAAGGUCUAACUUAAGAAUUAAAAAAUAAUGAUGCACCAAAAGAAAAAAACAUACACACUUUGAUAGACGACAACGUCUGCGUAAUGAGAUGCAAGAUAUUAUUAUUAAUUAUUAUUAUUAAUUAUUAUUUGCUUGUAAAGCGCUUUUGGACAUUUUAGGAAAGGGCGCUAUAUAAAUAAAAUAUUAUUAUUAUUAUUUAA